Molecule: messenger RNA, 378 nt
Organism: Hydatigera taeniaeformis
Lineage: Eukaryota; Metazoa; Platyhelminthes; Cestoda; Cyclophyllidea; Taeniidae
Source: the annotation of a GenBank genome assembly
AUGCCCAUCCUAGUUUUCUCAUUAGUAGCAACCGGAGGACAGACUUUGGAACAGUCAGAACAACAGGCCAUUGAGGUCGGACCUUCUUUGGACCAAUCUGACGAUGGAAAAGUGAGCCCAAUAAAAUCAGACGCGGGUCUAGAAUCGACUGGGGCUUUUGUGGAACCUGGAAUGGACGAUCAGGCCGCCAACGAGCCAUCCAAACAUGAAAAGGAAGAAGGUGAGAAUUUUGGCAAUACUUUACAGCUUCUGGCUUUUGUUUCUACCCGAUCGUUUAAAUCAGCUUCAGAUUUAGAUCAUUUUUUUAUGAAUCCUCCAGUAGCUCAAGAUGGUCUCACUGUUUGUAUGGUUGAAAUUUACCGUUUGUCCGAUCUGUGA